CCAGAAAUAGAACUAAACAAUUUCCUUCCCUUGCCACGUACGGGGACGUGAAAUGACAAAACUAUCCUAUCAGCCUCCAUACCAUUAACGAGCACCCGGAGGCAACGAGCACCAAACCGCCACUGGUGGACGACUGAUCCCGCUCUAUUCAGCCAUCUCUCAGUCGAAGAAGGAGGGGGAGCGAGAGAACGAAGAGUGAACCAAUAAAAUUGAUCGAACAUGGGAGGAGGAGCAGAGCAUGGUCAUGGAGCUGAGGGUGCCCAUGGGGAUUUCAGGGCGAAGGUGUGGAGCAUGAGUGGAGGCCCAUACUGCAGGCCCAAGCAUUGGCGUCGCAAUACCGCCAUCGCAAUGUUCGGCGUUGUCCUUAUUUGCAUCCCAAUCGCCAUGAAAUCGGCCGAGCUGGAGCAACGGCCACAUCACCCUGUUCGCCCAAUUCCGUCACAGCUUUGGUGCAAGAACUUUGGUACGAAAGAUUACAAUGAAGUGAAGUGAUAGUAGAAGCUGAAUAGUUGUAUCUUGCAGUGUGUCAAAGCAAGACUUUGUAUCUUUUGAUUGCAGGAUUUGAUCUAGACUCGGUUUAAUUAUAUUCUGAAAUAAGUGAUAAAUCUACAACUUAA
This is a messenger RNA of Hevea brasiliensis (rubber tree), 617 nucleotides long. RefSeq lists its product as uncharacterized. Bases 220 to 492 code for a protein of 90 amino acids. The transcript has 3 exons. The record is from RefSeq and is a predicted model, not a curated record. Lineage: Eukaryota; Viridiplantae; Streptophyta; Magnoliopsida; Malpighiales; Euphorbiaceae.